Parasteatoda tepidariorum (common house spider) is the source of this 4326-nucleotide messenger RNA. Lineage: Eukaryota; Metazoa; Arthropoda; Arachnida; Araneae; Theridiidae. The record is from RefSeq and is a predicted model, not a curated record.
UGGUUGUGGUUACCCAAUAUUUUUUGAGGGCUUAAAAUUCGACUUCGUCAAAGCAAAAAAGAUACGUUUAUUCAGUGUAUGUAGGUUUUUGUUUCCGAUUUUACAGUUUAGAAUAUAGUCUGCAUUAAUUAAUAAGCAUGUUUAAGAUGAAACCCUUGAAGAUUAUGUUUUAAUAUGUGAAAAUCUGACCCUUAGAUUAAAAGUGAUUCAGGGUACUUACUUUUAUUAAAUUUUGCGCUCCGUUACAUUACGGGAAAUGGAGGUUACUUCGAAAUAUGUAAAUGCACUUUACAUAACAUAUUCAAGAGUUAUGGAGUCUUUACUUUUAUUCGAAUUCCUUUUGGACAGACUACUCAUAAAAAUGCAUUUUUAAAUUCUAAAAUGGUUCUGUAUGUUCCAGGCUAUGGUCACUCCACUCCGGCCACCUAUGGUGGAAAAACCUUCUGCAUGUUCUACGCUUUGGCAGGUAUUCCAUUGGGCCUGGUAGUCUUCCAGAGUAUAGGAGAGAGACUCAACACCUUUGUGGCCUACCUCCUCAAACACUUCAAGAGGGGGAUAGGCAUGAGGAACACUGAAGUCUCUGAGACAAACCUCAUCUGUCUCAUCUCCAUCCUCUCUACUGUUGUCAUGACGACAGGUGCAGCAGCAUUCUCUAAGUACGAGAGAUGGGACUAUUUUGAUUCUUUCUAUUACUGCUUCAUUACACUCACCACAAUCGGUUUUGGUGAUUACGUGGCACUGCAGAAGGAGAGCGCACUCCAGAGCAAACCGGAAUAUGUUGCCUUCAGUUUAGUCUUUAUACUCUUCGGUCUAUCUGUUGUGUCUGCAGGCAUGAACCUUCUCGUUCUCCGAUUCCUCACCAUGAACACAGAAGACGAGCGGCGGGAUGAAGCCGAAGCACAGUGUGCAGCUCAAGAAGCUGUGCGUCUAGAAGGGGACGUUAUAACAGCUAACGGUAGCAUCAUCUCGGGACUGGGUCCCCCCGAAGAAUCGGACUCGGAAGACGAUGACUCUCUUUGUACGUGCCACGCCUUCUGUCCUAUGCGCAGAAGGAAGACAAUGGAAAAGCCUUAUCGUUACAGGAGUAGGUCUCUUAGUAGAUCUCCUCAUGGCCUGCCCAUGCACAUUAUAAGUCCCAUAGAUAUGAGAGACAAUAUAAUGGAAUCGUUGAGAUCCGAUUCUGACCUGUGCAUGGAGUUUCCAGACAUCAGGAGAAAGAGGUUGUCCAUAUGACACAUGCUUACUUUUAAUGAACUACAACAAAUUGAACAACAGACCAAUACGAAAUAGAACCAAUUUCUCAAAGUAAAGGAAUUUUUUUUUUCAACAGCAGACUGUUACAAAAGUUAGUAUGGUCUCUGCAAUGUAUUUCGCUCAACAUUUUCACUCUACAAAUUUACAGGAAAAUUUUGUCUUUCAAAGAAUUUGUGACAAAUAUUAUUAUUUAUUUUAAUAGACUAUAGUUUGUUAAAACAGUUCUAGGCUAGCUAGUUCCUAAAUCACAAAAAAACAUAUAAAUUGGGGGAUUUACUGUAAUAACAAGUUUUUUUUCUCUUUCUAUUUCACGAAGUCUGUUUUAGUCGUGUGAUACGCAUCUUUACAAGCUAGUUAGAACAUAUUUGAAAUAACAAAUACUGUACUUACAGUUUUCCUUAAACUGUAAUUACAGAAACUGUACAUACAGUGCGUUUUUGAAUUUUUUUUUUAUUUUUUUUUAUAACCGUCGUUGAACAGCCGACCCAAUUGAAAUUAUGAUAUUUAAUAUACAAUUUCCAAGCAUCAAACAUUUUUAAAAUUUCUGUUGUUUAGCGUAAUACUAGAUGCUGAACUUGAACCGCCAAUGUAAAAGGUUUGAAUAAAAAAAAAUUAUAUAAUUUCUUAAAACUUCAAAUUGUCAAAAAAAGUUUGAAAUAAAAUAUUCUCCUUCGCAAACUGCAUCGAGGGUAAAAUGCUGUCCUUAAAAUAAUUCCACAAAAAAUUGGUUCAAAUCUGCCCCAUAAUAUCCAUGCUCUUUAAUGAGAUACGAUUUUGAUGAUGACUUUGAUAAGGUGUUAAAUGAAGUCACGUUUAGAUUCAAACUGAAUGCAAGUGUCGUGUGAAGCAGUACAAUAAUAGAGCUCAACUUAGCACCAUAUCAAGGUAUGUAGCAAGUAUGAAACGUAAUUAUGGUUCAACACACUUUUUGACAAUUCAGAAACAUACUAACUUUUGUAACUUGAUUCCAUUAGUUGCUUUCAACUAACGAAUUAGAAAAUUUUUUUAGUGCUAGUAACUUCAUAUUUAUUUCAGCAAACUUUUUACCGUCCAGCUAUCUCGAGAACUUCUCCCGACUAAAAGUCUGAGGUUGUUAUGGAGUCAUAAGUUAAAUUGUUUCUAAUGGGAGAGAAAUGACAUCAUUCUUACGGUCUUACAACCGACACGAAUCGAUAGCUCUCAUUUUGAAGUGACCUAAGGACAGCAAGUGAAAGAGUUCUCGUGUUAGCCGAACAGUUGUUUGCUGUUUUGAUAAGUACUAAAUCGGACAUCACUGAAUAUCUUUUCUGCAGCUCUUUGAAUAAGCUAUUUCACAAUAUAUUUGGUACAGUGUGUCCAAAAUAGGAGUUACUGAUUUUUAAAAAUGUAAUAAAAAAUAGUUGGAGUUUCUAAAAUUUCUUUCGGAAGACUACAGUGAUGUGAGGGAGUUUUAUGAUAACUUUUAGAUUUGAAUUCAAACUAUCUCUUAAUCUCCCUCAUUUAUAACUAAUCUCACCUAAAUUGCUUGUAUUUUCUGAAUAAUUAAGCUACUUUAAGGGAUCUUUACUUUUGACAUAUCAAAAAAUGCGAGUUAAGAGUAUCAUCAAAACUUGAAAUACGGGUUAGUAAAAUUGAAUCUAGAUUAAAAGCAAGUAUUUAAGCAACUAAACAUACAUUAAAGUAAGUAUUUGAAGAAAAUGAGCAUAGGCCGAAAUGCGUUUGUAAGGAAUUAAAAAUGCGCGUAUGAAAUAAUACAUAUAACUUAAAAUGCGCAUUUAAAAGGAUGAACAUAGUUUCAAAUGCAUGUUUGAUAAAGUAUAUGUAGCUCACAAUGUGCAUUUACGAGUAUAGAUAUUGCCGGAAAUAUUUGAGAAAGUAUAGUUCAAAAUGCGUAUGAAAGAAAUUGAACAAAAUGCUCCUUCUCCAUUUUAACCUACUUUCAUUUUAUUUUAUUGAAAAAGGCGCAUACAAAUCAAUAUGAAAAUUCGCUCAGUUUUUCUUUUAACUUUAUUAUAUUUAUUAUUAAAUAUUUAAUUUAUUUAAUCUGCAAAUAGCCAUAAUAGUUUAAAAAACAGAAUCAAUUCUUAAGUCUUGUCCAUAUUGUUUAUAAGUAGCGAUACACAUUUUCUUAAUUGCGUAUGUUGAGUCAUGCCCAUUUAAAAAAAAAAACAUUCGUUCCUAGCCUGUUUAUUUUUUUUGCUUAACCUUUUCUACAAUGCGCAUAUUGAGUGUCGUGCAGUUUUUCUACAAUAUGCAAUUUUAAUUGCGUGAAAUUCUUCUGCAAUGAAGCCUUUUGAGUUUCGUGCAAUUUUUUGCAAUACGCAUUCUAAGGUUACGUGCAAUUUUUCUGCAACACGCAUUUUGAGAUACUUCUGCAUGUUAAAGGUACACCCAUGUUCUAAAACUUGCCUUUUGAGUUAUUUUCAUUUUUCAAACCUCGUAUUUCAAAUUAUGUCAAUUUUAUUCAACACGGAUUCAGAGGUUAAUCUGAAAUAUAAAGUAAAUGGACGAAAUUCUCAAAGAAGUGGGGUCUUCUAUAUAGUAAGUUCAUUUUGUACGCGUAGUGGAAUGUAUCGCGUAAGAUUUUGCCGAGAUAUUGAUUCUUUUCAAAAUUAUAAACAAACGUUUUAAUGAUCAAAGCUAUUUAAAAAGUCUUUUGUUUUAAUUGUUCCACAAUGGACUGAUUGUAGGACUACUUUUGAUUUUUGGUGAUCCCCAAUUGCUAUCACAAUACCUAUAUGAAAUUAGUUUAAGUGACCCCAGGAGUAAAUAUCAUGGGUAAUCAUCGUUGCAGCGAGUAAACCUCGGACUCAUCAGCACGAAAAAACUGGGCCUAAGGAGAGCCGAGAUAUCUAGAAAGGUUAAUCACCCAAAAUUUAACAUAAUUCAUUGGUUCAUUCUUAGAUAUUGAUAUGUAAUUAUGGUAAAAUGAGGGCAUUUGAAAAAAUUUUUGUGCUAUAAUUUAAAUUUACUGCAACAUUUAGAGUAAACAUUUUUACGAAUAUUGUUGUUGUUGUUGUAGUUCAUUUACGUCGCACUUGAGCUGCACAAUGGGCUAUUGGCGACGGUCUGGGAAACAUCCCUGAGGAUGAU